Messenger RNA from Sphaeramia orbicularis (orbiculate cardinalfish), 2210 nucleotides. RefSeq names its product neural proliferation, differentiation and control, 1a (gene npdc1a). The transcript has 10 exons. Lineage: Eukaryota; Metazoa; Chordata; Actinopteri; Kurtiformes; Apogonidae. Gene Ontology annotation, cellular component: membrane. The record is from RefSeq and is a predicted model, not a curated record. The coding region runs from base 230 to 1228 and encodes 332 amino acids.
CUCCUCCUCCUGAAGCUCCGCUAUCUUUAGCUCCGCCACCUCCACGGAUUAUAGUGCGCAGUGUGUGGACUGUCAGCUCCACGGUGCUACUUGCUCGGCUUAGCGCUGCGUGUUCGUUGCUUUCAGUCUUGCUGGGAAAAUCUAAACAAACCCCCUCGUUGAACUGAAGUGAUGGGGGAAUGACAACAACCUCCGACUGCGGUUCUCCGUCCCCGAAAACACCCGAAGGAUGCUGCUGCUCUCCAGCCCGCGGAACGGACGCUUUCGCCGGGCCUCGCUGCUCCUCCCGCUGCUGCUGCUGGUCCUGGUCCUCCUCUCCGUCAUCCCUACCGGUGCCGGCCUCCCAGCUGGCUUGACAUGCCCUGACUACUUAGACUGUGCCCAGAUGGGGCGGCAGUUCUGUCAGCCGGGCUCCUCCUGGUGCGGCCCCUGCCUCCCACGGCUGAGGGAGGAUGAUGAAGGACGCUGUGUGCCUAAAAAGAGGCACCAUCAACCUGUUGCAGUCCGCCCUGACCUGGAUGAAGAGAUCGACUUCUUACACUCUGUUAUCGAAAAACAGGAGUUGUCAGAGGUCAAAACGGCAAAAGGACGACCCAGUCAUCCAGCUACCACAACCCCCCAAACAGAUGCUAAGAAAACCCAGACAGAUGUCCCCAAAAAGAAAUCAAAAAGCCAGCACCCCACCACAAAAGCAUCGGGGGCUGCUGGAGUUACUGCCCACCCAAAAACCCAGACCCACCAGCCUGCAGCCACUCGAACAGAGGACCGGGCUGGUCCCAUAGUUGUUCCUGCACACAGGGAUGACACCAUUAUUGUCAUCAUCGUCUCGGUGUGUGUGGUGGCAGGAACUGUGGCAGUGAUUCUGGCAACUAUCUGCUUUGUCAAGUUGCAGAGGGAAUCGCGUCUGGCACAGAAAGUUGACUACCCUGGUUAUGGAGGGGCUGGUGCACCUGCAGCCAAAGCCAACGGCCCCUCGAUGGGGGAUAAGACUCUGGCCCAAAGUGCUCAAAUGUAUCAUUACCAACAUCAGAAACAACAGAUGCUUUCAAUGGGAAAACAAAAACCUGAACAGAAAGUCCCUGACACAGAUGUCACAUCAGAUGAGGAAGAAGUGGGAGGUGAUUUCACCGUAUACGAGUGCCCAGGACUUGCCCCAACUGGGGAGAUGGAAGUCAAAAACCCUUUAUUCGAUGACUCCACUCUACAAUAUCAAGGCGAUCACAAGUGAAUGCUAAAUACUUAACACACACACACACACACACAUUGAAACAUGCAAACAAGUAUUUCUCUGGAAGAAACCACCUGAUUUCACAUUGCAUGCAUAAAAAUGGAAAAACCUGGAGGAGUUUGAGGUGAUAAAAUGAUUGUUUUCUCUUCAGCCCUUUACUCUCUCUCUACCCCAGUAUAGCAUUUAACACCACACACAUCCUUCAGGUCCUGUGACACUUUAUUUCUCACUUUUCAGAAGUGUCUGUGUCUUUUAACGUAAGGUUUUUAAGGUCCUCCGAUAUAUGUCCUCAUAGGUGGUAGUUAAUACUAUUCCCUUGCACUUCAUUAUUUCCCUUCAUUUCUGCAGCUACUUCCAAAGAAUGUGUUACAGAAACCGGUGCCCUCAAGUCUUUGUCAUGCAUAGCAAGUGACCAAACUAUUUUCCCAACAGAUACCCAGGAGACAUUUAAUCAGAUGUCUGUGAUACCUUUGUAAAAUCUCAACAACUUCUCUACUUGUAAGUUUUAGCAUUAAAUAUGUCAUGGUUGUUGCUAAUUUUAUUUCUCGUCAUAUAAGCUGCACAUAAAUAUUUUAAUGAUAUGGAAGAUUAAUAUAUAUAAAUAUAUAUACAGUAUAUGAAAAAAGUGCUUGAUGAUGUCUGUUGCAUGGUUUGACUGUGCAGUGUUUGAAUCAUGGCAAUGCUUUGGUUAGUUACUCCCGUACUGUACAUGUCCGUGCUGGAGGAGGAAUGUAAAAGUGAAUUCUAAGCACUUGAAUAACAUUUUGGGGACAGACUAACAGUGUACUAACAGAUAUGUAGGAGGUAAAUAUCUUGAUCUUUAUUCCCUUAUAGUCCCUUUUUCCUCUCUGUCUUCUUGUUUGUCCAAAGUCAACAUAGUGCUGCAAAAUGUACAUACAAAGAGUGAAAGUGUUCACUUUUUAUAGAUAUUUGUACAUGCAGACCAAGAAUUGGAAAUAAAACUUUUUACCACACAUGAAAA